AUGCACCCUGUUCCCCUACCCCCGUGUCUAACGUUUCUGCUCCGCCCCCUACGAUCUCUGUCCACCACUGCUCUACCAUCCCUACACACUCUGCCGUACCCCCACUACCCCUGUACCCACCCCUAUUGCACCUUCCCCACGCCCCUACUGCACCAUCCCCCACCCCUAUUUAACCUUCCCCACCCCUACUGCACCUUCCCCCACCUCUAUUUAACCUCCCCCACCCCUACUGCACCUUUCCCCACCCUACUGCACCUUCCCCACCCCUACUGCACCUUCCCCAAGCCCCUACUGCACCUUCCCCGACCCCUACUGCACCUUCCCCGACCCCUACUGCACCUUUCCCCCACCCCUACUGCACCUUCCCCCCACCCCUACUGCACCUUUCCCCCCACCCCUACUGCACCUUCCCCCACACCCCUACUGCACCUUCCUAAGCCCCUACUGCACCCUUCCCCUGCCCCUACUGCACCUUCCCCACCCCUACUGCACCUUCCCCACCCCUACUGCACCUUCCCCCACCCUACUGCACCUUCCCCCACCCCUACUGCACCUUCCCUCCACCCCUACUGCACCUUCCCCCCACCCCUACUGCACCUUCCCCCACACCCCCUGCACCUUCCCCACACCCCUACUGCACCUUCCCCACGCCCCUACUGCACCUCCCCCCCCCAUUUAACCUUUCCCCACCUACUGCACCUCCCCCCCACCCCCUACUGCACCUUCCCCCCACCCCUACUGCACCCCCCACUGCAGCUUCCUCACGCCCCUACUGCACCUUCCCCACGCCCCUACUGCACCAUCCCCACCCCUAUUUAA
This is a messenger RNA of Haliotis rubra (blacklip abalone), 819 nucleotides long. RefSeq names its product leucine-rich repeat extensin-like protein 3. The record is from RefSeq and is a predicted model, not a curated record. NCBI's taxonomy places the organism in Eukaryota, Metazoa, Mollusca, Gastropoda, Lepetellida, Haliotidae. Bases 1 to 819 code for a protein of 272 amino acids. The transcript has a single exon.